Penicillium soppii is the source of this 2448-nucleotide messenger RNA. RefSeq lists its product as uncharacterized. The transcript has 2 exons. The record is from RefSeq and is a predicted model, not a curated record. Lineage: Eukaryota; Fungi; Ascomycota; Eurotiomycetes; Eurotiales; Aspergillaceae. The coding region runs from base 1 to 2448 and encodes 815 amino acids.
AUGGAAUCUUUGACAGACCUUCCAGCAACUGGGAUGUUGACCCCUCGCCGUCCCUCCAAGCCUCCGACUCCCGAUGUGACGCCCCCUCGAACGAACGCAAAUAAGCGCCCUAGCUUGAACCAGUUUGUGCAGUUCUCUUCAUCGUCUCGAGCCGAUUCAUUCCAAACGGCAUAUGAGAAUAUCUCUUCGGAAGAAGAUAUGGAUACACCGGUCCGCGUGUCUCAGACACCAACGCAGACACCCAGACAAAGGAAGGAGCCAUCAAAGCCACCCGUCUCAAAUGCAUACCUUUCACAAUUCGCAAAUACAAAAUCGUCAUCGUCUUCUGCAUCGCAACAACACAGCGAAACCGAGUACGACACAGGAUUUGAGUCGUUUGAUGGGGAUUGGGCCGCAAACCCCAUGGACGGGUCGCCAACGGUGUUAGCUGGAAAACGAAAGUCUGUACGGGACCACACCAAAGAGGAUUAUCAAUCAGCUGCGCAUAGAACUUCACUGGAUGUCAAGCGUCUCGAUGACUCUUUGAGGCGGGAAAAAUCUCUGCGGGACCGAGUCACUGGUGCGCAUAAAGUCAAGGAAAGUCCAUCGAUGGAGCACUUCCGGGAGAAUAUUGGGUGGCCAUCAUCGGAGAGUCCAGCCAAAACCAACGACCCCGAGGCUCGUCCUUUAUCGGUCAUCUCUUCGACGUCCACCAUUGAGGCUAUGAUAAUUGAGUCCCCGAAACGCGCGCAGCGAAUGCUUCGGCAUACCGAAAAGCGAAGCUCUCUGCGGUCUGUCAGCUCUCCCAUCACAAGAUCGGAGCGAACCUCUAAUGGAUCCAUUCCUGAAUCACAACACCGUUUGGUUCACAAGGUUGCUCGCAUCUCUGGUCAGGACCAUCGCAGCGUAUCGUCGGAGAUGUCAUUCUCAACCAAAACCAGCAGCAGUGCCAUACAACCAAAUAUUGAAACCAUCAACGUCGUGGUCAUACCCGAGAGAAACUCGUCUCUGAGGUCAGGUCCCAACAGUCAUGCUUCCUCCAAACCCGGUUCCCAGCGAUCGAGCCGUCGUCCUCCGACAGUAUCAUCUGGCCGUACAGACACUCUGCAGCACAAGAAACGCACCGUAUCAGAUUCGCACUCGUCAAAAUCUCGCGAUGCAGAUUCCAGAAGUCGUUCCAUGCAGCGACCGGUCGUUCCACCCCGAAGCUCCUCUCUUUCUGCACCGACUAGUAGGAAUAAUUCUCGCACAAGUUCUCUUACUUCAAACAGUCUGCGAAGUCGACCCAAAGAGCGGCCCGUUAUCCCAGCCCGAAGCUCAUCGCUUUCUGCGCCAACCAGUCGCAACAACUCUCGUGCAACUUCCUUAACCUCUGACAGCCUGCGAAGCCAUACCCUGGCCAUGGAUCUCGAAAUGCAAAAGCGCCGCGAGAAUCAGCCGAUAUCUCCACCUCGCCAUAAUGUUCUAGCUUCGGUAGAGCGCCAAAGUCUACUGCAAGUGCCCAAAUUGCCUGGCCUGUUUGACAGCUCGGAGGAUAUGGCAAUGCUGCAACCUCCCUCUUUGCCUUUCACUCAGGGCUCCAUUCCAUCGUCUUCCCCGGGCCCUAUUGAAAUCCAAGAAGCCACAGCCGUCAGCUUGUUUGCACAUAAUAACCACUCGCUGCUGCUUGUCGAUCCACGAGUACAGGCCUCAAGACGCCCUCUCCAGGCUCUUGGAAUUCCCGACGACUUUGUACAUCCCUGCACAUUUGACAAUGUCCCACAAAGACCCAUCUACACUGUCGAUUCUCCAUUAAAGAAUCCUCGCCCUCCACCGAAACCCCCUACGGCCCCCCCUACCAACGCCAACGAUGAAAGCAAAGGUCUCGGCCGUCGAUGGAGCUCAGUUCGCCGCAGUCUGAGCGCUCGGCCACGGUCGGAAUCCUUCAAUGCCCUGUCACGCUCAUUUUCCAUGAAAACUGCAAAGAAUCGAACAGCAGGAAAAGAAAUAGACAGCCGACUCCAUCCUUUCUGGCGCCCUCGCGGUUUUUGGGACGACGUCCCCAGCUCCCCGGAGAAACAACUAUCGCCAACGCGCCAGCAUUCCUCAGGCCUCAACGACUCUCUGGUAGUCAACAAUACCCUAGGCCUACCCCAACGCCGUGUAAUAUUCGACGGCCCACCGGCUCUCUCGCGCCGCAGCCCAGAAAUGAAACGUAUCUUCGACGGCAUGGCCAGCAACGGCAGCUUAAUCGACCAAGGCAUGUUCCGAACUGGCUCUCCACUCCACCCAGCACGAUUCCAGUCUCUGUCCCGCUGGGGCCUGCGCCUCCAGUCGAUCUCCUGGCGUAACAUGCGCCACCGUCUACGACGUAUGCGCCAGCGGCGCGAUGAGCGGAAGCGCGCUGUUCGUCGCGAAACCCUCAAGCAGAGUAUCGGUGGCCCUGUUUAUGUAGCUUCCAGCGCCACGGCCGGGGUGGCUGCGCGAUGA